Molecule: messenger RNA, 614 nt
Organism: Andrographis paniculata
Lineage: Eukaryota; Viridiplantae; Streptophyta; Magnoliopsida; Lamiales; Acanthaceae
Product: dormancy-associated protein homolog 3-like
Exons: 3
Coding region: 95-478 (127 amino acids)
Source: RefSeq, a predicted model, not a curated record
AGCCAGCAGGCGUCGGCACUGAAAACACAGCAGCGAGCGAGCAAGGGUUUCAUCUCGCGCCUCAAAUUCAAUCGUCAAUCCCAAACGACGUCGUAUGGGGCUUCUCGACCACCUCUGGGACGAUACUCUAGCAGGCCCCCGCCCCGACACCGGCCUCGGAAAACUCCGGAAACAUGCCACUUUCAGCGUCCGAUCAGAUUCCGGCAAAGAAAUUUUGAGCAGCAUCAGUCGAUCUUACGGAGGAGAGGCUGCAGAGGAUGCAGCGAAAGUGACGAGGAGCAUAAUGAUGGUGAAGCCGCCGGUUUCAGAUCAGAAGGAAUCGCCGCCGGUCUCUCCAGCCAGCGGAACACCUCCGAUCUCCCCUUUCUCCGGAUCUGGAAAAGAAGCAUUCUGGUUUAGGAAGAGAUCGACAUCAUUUGCAUUUGAGAAAUCUAGUGGAGUUGGACCCAGGAGCCCUCCACCGCUUUACGAUCUCUAGGGUGUGUUUGUUUCGAGUUUGAAUUUUGAAUAGUAAAAUAUUUGAAUUUGAAUAGUUGUAUGAUGUGAUAUAAAUAUGUAUUGACAUGUAAAAUUGAUUUUCAGUAUAAUACAAAAAAUAAAAAAUAGGUGUUUGA